This is a messenger RNA of Pseudophryne corroboree (corroboree frog), 1617 nucleotides long. Its product is annotated as 17-beta-hydroxysteroid dehydrogenase 13-like. The record is from RefSeq and is a predicted model, not a curated record. The coding region runs from base 339 to 1241 and encodes 300 amino acids. The transcript has 9 exons. NCBI's taxonomy places the organism in Eukaryota, Metazoa, Chordata, Amphibia, Anura, Myobatrachidae. Gene Ontology annotation, molecular function: oxidoreductase activity, acting on the CH-OH group of donors, NAD or NADP as acceptor.
ACUUCCGGCGCGACGGGGGUCCCGCGGCCGGAGGUGCCGCUGCAGAUCGGCGGCCAGGCACACCUGGGAACACACUGGGGAGGAGGUGAUCUACACCGCUGAACACUAUGAAUAUUGUCUUUGAGAUCCUCCUGCUGCUGCUCACUAUCAUCUACUCCUACUUGGAGUCCUUUGUGAAGUUAUUUAUUCCCCUGAAAAGGAAAAGUGUGAGUGGGGAAACCGUGCUGAUUACAGGAGCUGGACAUGGCAUAGGAAGAGUUACAGCUACAGAGUUUGCCAAACUUCACAGUGUUCUGGUAUUGUGGGAUAUUAAUAAGUGAUCUACACCGCUGAACACUAUGAAUAUUGUCUUUGAGAUCCUCCUGCUGCUGCUCACUAUCAUCUACUCCUACUUGGAGUCCUUUGUGAAGUUAUUUAUUCCCCUGAAAAGGAAAAGUGUGAGUGGGGAAACCGUGCUGAUUACAGGAGCUGGACAUGGCAUAGGAAGAGUUACAGCUACAGAGUUUGCCAAACUUCACAGUGUUCUGGUAUUGUGGGAUAUUAAUAAGAAUGGUGUUGAGGAAGUUGCUGCAGAAUGCAGAAAGAUUGGAGCCAAAGUUUACUCAUAUGUGGUGGACUGCAGCAAACGUGAGGAUAUCAAUGCAGCUGCUGAUAAGGUGAAACAGGAAGUGGGCGAUGUCACCAUCCUCAUAAACAAUGCUGGGGUUGUGUUCUGUGCAGACUUAUUGUCACUAGAGGAUCACCAGAUUCAGAAGAUAUUUGAAGUGAACAUCCUUGCUCACUUCUGGACAACCCGGACCUUCCUACCAUCCAUGAUGCAGAAUAAUCAUGGCCAUAUUGUGACUAUCGCUUCAUCAGCCGGACUAAUUGGAGUCCCAUAUUUGGUGGAUUAUUGUUCUACAAAGUUUGCUGCAAUUGGAUACCACAAGGCUCUGACAGCUGAACUUGCAGCACUGCAGAUGUCAGGGAUAAAGACAACUUGCCUCUGCCCUGUAUUCGUUGACACUGGAUUUGUGAAAAAUGCAAGCACAAGACUUGCUCCCAUUUUGAAAACAGAAGAGGUUGUCAAGAAGUUGGUGGAUGGUAUUCUGACUAAUAAGAAGAUCAUUUGUAUUCCAGCUUUUCUAUUAUUUUCUAGUGUUUUAGAAUUGUUUUUACCAGAGCGCGCUUUGAGAGCUAUUAACGCAUUCCAAAAGAUCAAAUUUGAUGCCAAAGUGCAGAAAGUUCACAAGGACAAGUAGAUUUACUUGGAGAAUUUAGAUGCUCACAUUACCAUAAAUUGGUCACAGGAAAUUAAAUGGAUAAAGGAAAUACCACAUUAUUUUAAGUUACGAUAAUAAUAAUGAACUGUUAAGAAAAUGUGUUUGAGAAAGGUAAUUCUGUUGCAAUUAUAAUACAGUAUAACAUUUUUAUUUUUAAUGCGCCUCUCAUGUAGGGAAUGUACAAUGUAAAACAAUAUUGUAAAUUAGAAAGUAGAUUGUGACCAACCUGGGAGACUCGGGGAGCUUCAUGUGUGGUCCCAAAACUGUACAAAGGGUGGCCUACCAUAUAUAUGUUUGCCUAUAGUGUAUUCAUUGUAUACCUAAAAUUGAGCAUCAUUAAAGCAUUCACAGUGAA